This is a messenger RNA of Betta splendens (Siamese fighting fish), 1009 nucleotides long. RefSeq names its product FKBP prolyl isomerase 11 (gene fkbp11). NCBI's taxonomy places the organism in Eukaryota, Metazoa, Chordata, Actinopteri, Anabantiformes, Osphronemidae. Gene Ontology annotation, biological process: protein peptidyl-prolyl isomerization. Gene Ontology annotation, molecular function: peptidyl-prolyl cis-trans isomerase activity. The record is from RefSeq and is a predicted model, not a curated record. The coding region runs from base 404 to 967 and encodes 187 amino acids. The transcript has 6 exons.
CCUCUUCCCAUGAAGGACUGGCGGCGACGUGGCGUCCGUGCAGCAGCCUUCCCAGGGGUCGUCUGCCCCAGACAGCCUGCAGCGCGCUGCCCGACAGCGCCCCCUGGCGUCCGCGCGCCGCGCCGCUUCCGCUUCCCACCCACGGCAGCCUGGGAUGCUGGCGGAAUGUGUGAAGCGGGCUCGUCUGCGAAACCCAGGUGUUGGGGCAACGUCCGCGGGCCGCUAGUCCUUAUCGCUUCCUGCUUAUAACACAUCAGCGUUGCCUGGUGCCGAGCCAUACCGGAUCCAGGCGCUGCUCCGGGAGGCUGUGCACCUCUGUCUCCGUCGUUGUGUCCCGGCUGGCGAGGGGAGAAGAAGCCCACGCGGAAGUGAUAGGACGGCGGCGCUUUCCCACAAGUUCACAAUGAGGACCGGGCUUUUCCUCGUCCUUCUCGCGGCUCUCACCUGUGGACCCGCACGGGGGGACGAGAACGCGGCCGAGGAGCUGCAAGUGGACACGCUGGUGAAACCCGAACCUUGCUCCGUCCUGUCCAGAAUGGGCGACACGCUCCAGAUCCAUUACACGGGUAAACUGAUGGAUGGGAAGGUGAUUGACUCCUCACUGUCCCGGGAUCCUCUUGUGGUUGAGCUGGGGAAGAGGACGGUUAUUGCUGGCCUGGAACAAAGCUUGGUCGGCGUGUGUGCAGGACAAAAAAUCAAAGCAACGAUUCCCUCUCACCUUGCAUAUGGAAAAAAAGGUUACCCUCCAACCAUUCCAGGUGAUGCUGCCCUCGAGUUCGAGGUGGAGGUGAUUUCUCUAACACAGCAGACGCCGUGGCAGAAGGUGGUCAACGACGUGUUCCCCCUCGUGUGCUUGGCCCUGGUGCCCACUCUGCUCGGCUUAGUGGGAAUUUACCUCUACAAAAAGGCAAACGCCCAAAAGCCGAGCAAGAAGAAGGCCAAGGACAAGAAGAUCAAGAAGAAAUAGAGACAAGACAAAUAACUAUUUAAAUAAAUUUUUUAAAUUGUA